Molecule: messenger RNA, 3779 nt
Organism: Colossoma macropomum (tambaqui)
Lineage: Eukaryota; Metazoa; Chordata; Actinopteri; Characiformes; Serrasalmidae
Product: protein Tob2
Exons: 2
Coding region: 451-1647 (398 amino acids)
Biological process (GO): regulation of gene expression
Cellular component (GO): nucleus; cytoplasm
Molecular function (GO): transcription corepressor activity
Source: RefSeq, a predicted model, not a curated record
UCCCCAGGCUGCUUCAGAGUGGAGGGUAUAAGAAGCAGUGCGUGUAUCAGCAAAUGUCCCUUUUAACGUUAUUUCACUCCGUGCACUCAAUUUCGCAUGUUUAAAAAACCCCCAUUUCCCCAGUGCCAGAACAGCUGUCCGACUCGCACUUCAUUCAUAGGAGUCCUGCUGGUGGGAUAAUAAGAAAAACGCUUGCUAGGGAUUAAAGAGGGUCAUCCAGCCACAGUAAGUCCUGUGUGGUCAGAGCCAUUUAAGGAGUCAUCCUGUGGAUUGCAUCCAGUCUUCCACUUUGAAGCGGAGAGGCUGCCUGCCAGUCUUUACUCUGCAGCGUCCACACCAAGGACUGGUCGUUUCAUUCCUCUAACGAAACUUGGUGAGACAUGUGGAGGCCGUUUUAGGCCUUUUGUAAGACAUAGCAUUGAUCUUGAGCCUCUGAUCCUCUCUUCAGCCAUGCAUCUGGAGGUAAAGGUUGCAUUGAACUUCAUAGUGUCCUACUUGUACAACAAGCUCCCACGACGACGGGCAGACCUGUUUGGAGAGGAGCUGGAGCGCAUCCUGGUGUCACGUUUUGAAGGGCACUGGUACCCUGAGGCACCUCUGCGUGGUUCAGCUUUCCGUUGCCUGCACCUAGGAGCCCCUAGGGACCCUAUAGUGGAUCUGGCAGCCAGAAGGAGUGGGUUGGACACGGAGGAAGUCCGUGCCAACGUCCCUCCGGAGCUCAGCAUCUGGAUUGACCCUUAUGAAGUGUCCUAUCAGAUUGGAGAGAAAGGUGCUGUGAAGGUGCUCUACAUGGAGGAUCCUCCAGGGUUAGGGGGUGAGGGUGAAACAUCAGAAGGCAUUGGAGCCAUGGCCAAAGGAGAUCUGGAGCUGGAGGAGGGGAAGAGUUUGGGCUUCAACCCUGAUGCUCAGGUGUUUGUGCCCAUUGGUGGCCAGGUGUCUCCAGUCAUGCUGCCUUCUCUCUCUAGUUCACCCACUCCACUCUGCCAGGGUCUGUUCAGCUAUGCAGGCCCAAGUACACCAACCAAUCCUAAUGCACACUCCAACGCUUCCUCCCCUUCUCCACCCAGCACAGGGCUGCCAUACCCUCAUCCAGCUGCCGCACCCAGCUCCCGCCCAGCUCCCCAGCAAAUCACCUUCACCACGGCCAGCUUUGCUGCCACUAAGUUUGGUUCCACCAAGAUGAAAAAGUGUGGGGGGUCUGGGGUGGUGGGUGGACCUGGCGGUGUCGUUGGCGUUCCUCAGCAAAGAAUGCUGAGCCACUCUCCCACUACCAUAUCUCCCCCAGGGCUGGUGAAGCACAAGCCCAUUUCCGUCUCAAUGCACUCCCUGGCUGGCCAGGUUUCAAGCCAGCUUUCCCCGAAUGCCAAAGAGUUUGUCUACCCCACUGCCCAGGGGUCCCUCUACUUUGACACUGAAGCUCCACCCUUGACCCACACUGGCCCUUUCCAAGCACCACCCCCACAUCCUGCCCACCCCCAUGCAUCGUUUGACCCAUUCUCCAGCCCACCUCCAGGCCAAGCUGUGGGCGUCAUCGGCGGCAGCAGUGGGAUUUCCUUCAUGGAGAAGCCUCCAUUCGUGGAGGGCCUUGGUGGGUACAACCUGCAGUAUUCCAGCCAAGCCUUCCAGCCUGUAGUGUUGGCCAACUGAGUUGAAGCUGUGGAGUGUUAGAUACUAAUACGGAAACACUUUUGAGAACUGUCUUUUUCACCAGUUGUUACUAAUACAAAACAUGUAAGUGUUAUGACUACUAAGACCACAAUUACCAGUGAUUUUUCUUCCCCCCCCCCCUUUCAUUGUUUUCAAGGCUAUUUCUUUUUUCCUUGUGGAACUUUCUCCUAAGCCUGGGGAGUAACCAGCCUCCUACUGCACAGAUGUUUUGAUGUUUUGCAUUGAAUGUUAUGAGGAAAAGGUCAUUUUAGUCAGGUGUUCUUCACCCACGUAUAGUUCUCUCUGGCUUGGCAGAGCAGUGUGGGCCCACUCUAGCAUAGCCCCAUGCAAAGAUUUGGCUCUAGAAUGACACAUACUGUUCAUUGUUCUGGUUUGGUUGAAGGGUUUUGGAAACCAAAGGCUAGGAUCUUGCUAUGUGGUCUAGUAAUGCCAUGUCACAGUUGGAGUUUUUUGUUUUGUUUAUUUUUUUUAUUCUUUUUUUUUGUGCCAACACAAGUGUCUUACAAUCCUCCUACCCCUGUCACUCCAAUCCCUGUGGCUUAUGUGUAUUGGUCAGGGCUGUGAAUGCACACAUUACACCUACGAUGUCUGAAUUUAGUGGAGUUUUCUCGUGGGACUGUAUGCUUUAUAAGCUAAAUAUCGUUGUAGAGGAGUCAAAUGGUGGUAAUGCUUUAAAGACUGUGAAGCUGUUCAGGAAGACUGUGUUUUCAUAUUCCGAAAGCCAUAAACGUGGUUUGAAGCAGGAGGAAGGCAAUGAUGUUGACUGUUAAUCGGGCUAAUCUUUGUCUCUUGCACUCGUGCGUGCACAGUGUUGGUCAGCAGUGCAUGAAGGUGAGAGGGCGGUACUGGGGUGGAUGGAAUGCAGUAUAGCAGAAGGGUUUGUGAUAAAUGGCUUAACGUGGCUUUGGGGAGGAGAAGGAGGGAGGACAAAAGGGAUGUGUGCAUGUUUUGUGAGAGAAUAUGGGCAGCUAUAACCUUGGCAUUAUCGAACUGGCAGUAGCUCAAAUGGGCGUUGCAAAAUGUGACAUCAGCUGGGCUUGUCAUCCUGUUUUUUACAGUUCCAUUUGCAGCUGCUCGUCAGCCAUAAUAUGGAAUUGGAAGUAAACAUUGGCUUGCAACAGGGACUAUGAAUGUGAAUGUAAUUUAUCAUUGUAAGUGGAUAGUUAUCUGUUGCAUUUGAAUAAGCAGAACAGAACAGCCAUAUUCUAGUCAUGAAGCAGGGCCAAGCAUGCUACAGUUUUCCAGGAAACUUUUCAACAAUCCCAAACAUUCCUUUGGAUCCCAGGCAGUAUUCUGUUAGUCUGUUUUAUUAUGACCCCUCAUUCAUUCAGCACUUUACCUGUUGAGAUUCUCAAUCAGAAAGGGCCAUUUCUGUCCCAUCUGAUCUUUUAAUAGCCAGCAUUACCAUGCGCAGUAAUUUGAUAAACAAAUCAGAAGAUUGGGAGUGAAAACUGCCACACCCAAACUGAAUGUCACGUACUGUCUCUAAAUCUGUAACUACAAACCCCACAGCAGAAAUGCUUGGACCCCUUUACAUUGCAGCGUGAAAGUCGAUUUCAUUUCAUUUAGUGAUCUGAUUAUGUUUCGUUUAGGGUGGGGUCACAAUUUCUGUCGUCAUUCUGACCGGGGUGAAACUGGGUGUAUUUUUACAUUUGUUUGUAAUUUAUUUAGAUUUUUCUAUAUUUUUUCCCUGUUUUUUCAAGAGUUCUCUAUGGCAUUUGUAAAAGAAGAUAUACUAUGACAUGUAUAUAUUUCUUAUGUUAAGAUAUCCUUUAUUUAGUUUCUUAUGUGCUGAGGUUAUUUUUUCAGAAAUAACUAUAAAUGAAUAUAUAUGCAAGUUGAAACAAAUAAAAUGUGUUUAACAAAGUAUUGAAUGUGUAUUUUACCUUGUACAGACAUUGUUGACUGAAGACGGGUAAAUGUGGGGGAGUUCAUGAUUUUUCAUUUGAGCAUCCUUUGAGCAGGAUUUGAAUGUUGACAGUUGGCUGGAUUAAGAGGGAGUUUAUGACCACUUGUCUGUGCACCCUGAGGGCCGUCUGAAUUCUUGAACAGCCUGAAUAUGCUUAACAUUAAAGCAAUCUUAAUAAUCAUCUACUUUAGUGAUCAGAAUU